UUUGGAGCUGCAUGCAGAAUGACCCCUCAGCGCAGCUGUACACAGGCGGGCUAGAGCGUCGAUGUGGCUCUACUUCAUCUAAAAAUUAGAUGAUGUCUGCAACCCACUGUAUAUUUAUGAGCACCUUUUGAUUUUGAUUUUUGAACUCUGCACCCUCAGUUGUGAUGUUUGUUGACAGUUUGCGAUGCCACGGAAAUCUGGACCAAUUGGUCCUGUCCAGUACCACUUUAGGGGGAGUAACAUUUUCUAUGUAGGGGAAUGAUAUCUACAGUUAGACCCUUUAUUUGGUGUGUCAAUGACAACAGAAUACUGGACAAAAGAAGAUAGCCUUGAGAAACUCCGAUUAGGCUGUACCCGAGAGGGUACCCGAGUAGGCCUAUUAUAGUCUAUUGUAUUGCACACCUCGCUGAUUUCUGCAUUUGUGUUCCGUACAUCAUUUCAACGUGCCAUGCUACACGAAGUUGCAAUAUAAUGGGAGACAUUUAGUCCAUAUUAUUAUCAUUCUUAACUAUAGCGGGACCAGAACUAUCAUCGUAAUACUUCCACCCACCAAAUCAAUAUGCUUCGCUCGACAGUUUUUGCCUUGCUUGCAAGAAGACCCAGAACCACUGGCACUUGGAGAUCUACACUUAAUAGAUCAACAAACAUUGGAAUACUGUGCAAUAGAAAACAAGGUCUUGCAAUUUCAGCAAAUUGUUCAUCCCAGCAACCUCAGGUCGUGGUGGUCACCGGCUGCUCAUCAGGCAUCGGUCUAGCCACGGCCAAUCUCCUGGCCAAGGACCGUGAGAGGAGGUUCAUCGUCUACGGAUCCAUUCUCGGCUCGCUCGACGAGGAGCAGACGUUCUGUGAAACAGCAGGGAACGCCCUCAACGAUACCCUCUUUCCUGUCCGACUUGAUGUGACCAAGGAUGAAGACGUCGAGGCGGCCGUUGCCAUGGUGAUGGAGCAACAAGGGCGCAUCGAUAUCCUAGUGAACAACUCCGGAAUCAAUACGAAGAAAACUAUGGAGACGAUGAGCAUGAGCGACAUUCUUGGGCUGUAUGACAUCAACCUGUUCGGCUAUCUUCGGAUGAUGAGAGCGGUCCUGCCGAUCAUGAAGAAACAGGAAUCGGGAAGGAUCAUCAAUAUGUCUAGUAGAAAUGCAAUUGAAGGAGCUCCGUAUAUGAAUAUCUACACUUCAUCCAAAUUCGCCGUUGAAGGGUUAAGUGAGGAGACGGCAGUUAUUGGACGAUUCUUCAAUAUAUGGGUCAGUUUAAUUCAACCGGGCGCCGUCAGCACACCCAUUAAUGAAACCAUGGUUUCUAGCGGUCUCGGUGGUUUGGGGUCAAAGAGCAUUUCAGAUAACCCGGAUGUGCACGAGAUUGAUCGCAAGUUGAGCAUGUACCGCGACCACGACUUGGAGUGGUCCAAAUGCCCUUCGAUCACGGCUGAGGAUGUCGCGCACGUGGUCCUUCGCGCUGCCACCGACGUCAAGCCGCACUUCCGAUACCAGACUCAAGAGGCAGUCGCGGCACUGGCGGAGCGAAAGUACCGGGAUCCUACCGGAGACGAGUUUAUUGACUACUCGGCCGAUAGAUUGAGACCAUUUUAUGGUAAGGCUGGACACGAGUAAGAUUCACUGGCUCCCAGUGAGACAAAGGCUAGAAUACAAAAUACUAUCCAUGACAAUCAAAAUCAAGUCAAAUUCAUGAUACUCAAAAUCAAGUCAAAUCAGGCUCCUAGCUACAUGUUGGAGAUGGUAUAGAAUGGAGGAAGCCUUAGAGACGUCUCCGCUCGGGAAAUGUUGACCAGACCAGUACAAAGUACCGCGGUGUAAAAGAUCAUGGAUUGCUGCCCCACUUGCCUGGAAUGCCCUAUCAUUGGACUUGGAAGUUGAGCUCAUCAAUUAGAACCUUUCAACAAAAAGUGAAGAUUAGUAGGGCGUACUGAUCAUGUUAGGAUUAGUAUCUGAGUGAGAAUAUUUUGUAUUACUUUUGGUUAUUAAUUUUCUGUAUGUUGACCAUUAAUUUUAUCGCCUUUUCAUUUUGUAAUAUCUUAGGGCGUGUUUAUGCUUAA
Messenger RNA from Strongylocentrotus purpuratus (purple sea urchin), 2055 nucleotides. Its product is annotated as retinol dehydrogenase 8. NCBI's taxonomy places the organism in Eukaryota, Metazoa, Echinodermata, Echinoidea, Camarodonta, Strongylocentrotidae. The coding region runs from base 560 to 1612 and encodes 350 amino acids. The transcript is spliced from 6 exons. The record is from RefSeq and is a predicted model, not a curated record. Gene Ontology annotation, molecular function: oxidoreductase activity.